AUGACCCUAGAGCAGAAACCAGCUAAAGGCACAAGCCUAACAGAAGCUCUUACAGUGGAUCGACAUGCUAGCUCAGCAAAAUUUCUAAGGUCUUUUGGAGCAUUCUGGAGCAUAUGGGACGAGAGGAGCAUGGAGGACUUGGCACAUGGACGCAGCUCAACUGGAUACGCAAAGGAAGAAGGAGGAAGCCAUCUUGAAGACCAGCUCGACCAUCUACUCGACCAACCGGUCGAGUUCCUCAACUCGACCGGCCAAGCUUCAACUCGAUCGAGCUGA
This is a messenger RNA of Microthlaspi erraticum, 276 nucleotides long. The record is from the annotation of a GenBank genome assembly. NCBI's taxonomy places the organism in Eukaryota, Viridiplantae, Streptophyta, Magnoliopsida, Brassicales, Brassicaceae.